Messenger RNA from Pomacea canaliculata, 1655 nucleotides. RefSeq names its product glycosyltransferase-like domain-containing protein 1. Lineage: Eukaryota; Metazoa; Mollusca; Gastropoda; Architaenioglossa; Ampullariidae. The coding region runs from base 172 to 1647 and encodes 491 amino acids. Gene Ontology annotation, molecular function: glycosyltransferase activity. The record is from RefSeq and is a predicted model, not a curated record. The transcript is spliced from 10 exons.
UUGUCUCCCCUUAAUAAUCUCGGUUGCCAGACGGUAAGCUCCCCUGAUGGAUUAAAAUAGGAUUUACCAAACCUACGCCAUAAAUUAAUUUCACCCCAGCCUUACCAGAUAACCACUUUGUCCCACCUUCGACGACAAGUACUGGCGGGCCACAUCACUUGGAAUCAAAGGAUGGAUGAUGAUCAUGAUAGUGAAAACGCAGCACAUACGCACGCACCUAAUCAUAUACCAUGCAUGGAUUCGACAGCUGCCAAGAUAAACGAUAACCCAAACAUGAAUGAGGCUAUGUCCUUCAAUGAAACUUCGUCUGUGAGCCAGCAAAAUGCACAUGACAUACUUUUGAUUGAGCCAUUCUACUGUGGUUCUCACAAACAGCUCAUGGACUGUCUCAUGGCUGAUGAAGCAAUCUGUGGCAGAGCACAUCUUACUGUUAUGUCAGGCAAAAAGUGGCACUGGCGUGCCCGCACAUCUGCUUUGUACUUUAGCCGCAACAUACCAUUCAAUCAUCACUUUAAAGUAUUAUUUGCCAGUUCUGUGCUAAAUCUUGCCGAACUUACUGCAUUGAGGCCAGACCUAGCAGGCCUCCACAAAGUGAUUUAUUUUCAUGAAAACCAACUUCAAUAUCCUGUGCGCAAACAGCAGGAAAGAGAUUUUCAGUAUGGUUACAACCAAGUCAUGUCUUGUCUUGUUGCAGACGCUAUUCUGUUCAACUCUAAAUACAACAUGGAGUCCUUUCUCUGCUCUAUCAAGAAAUUUUUCAAACUGAUGCCAGAUUACAGACCAAAAGAUCUUGAAGAUGACAUUCGGCCAAAAUGUCGAGUAUUGUACUUUCCCAUGCAUUAUGAAAAAAUUGAGCAGUUUCAAAAUGAAACUAAAGGAAGUGACCAUCACAAGACAAGCAGUGAUGCAUCGGUCACUGAAGACCUGCCACAGUCAGAAUAUUCACAGAAUAUUCCUGUUUGUAUGGACUCUAAAGUGAUCUUGCUUAGCUGUCAGAAGAGCUUGCCAACCACUGAAACAGAGCCAGACAACAAAAAGCUCAACUUUGCUGCUGUAGGAAAACAAGGGAGGGAUGAUUCAGAUUUUUGUAUACCGACAGAAACUGGAGGAGAUAGACAGAAUUUCAAGUGUUUGCAUAUUGUUUGGCCUCACAGAUGGGAACAUGACAAGGAUCCACAGACAUUUUUUCAAGUCCUUUUUAAGAUGCAUGAUGAAAAACUUCAAUUUACCUUGUCUGUUGUGGGUGAAGCAUUUACAGACAUUCCAGAGAUCUUUGAAGAGGCAAAAGUUCUUCUAAAAGACCAUAUCAAGCACUGGGGAUUUCAAACUCAAAAAUCAGAUUACUUCAAGAUUUUACAAGAAGCUGACAUUGUUGUUUCAACAUCAAAACAUGAGUUUUUUGGUGUUGCCAUGCUUGAAGCAGUCUAUCUUGGCUGCUAUCCUCUCUGCCCAAGGUCACUAGUGUAUCCAGAAAUCUACCCAGAUUGCUACCUCUAUUCCACAGCUAACCAGCUGUACAAACGCUUGCGUUCUUUUAGUCGUCAUCCACAUGUGGCCCGUUUGAAAGUUCUUGAGAUCGAUCUUGAGAGGUUUUCAUGGGAAACACUGAGGUCAGAUUAUUUGGCCAUGCUUCGAAUAAAUACAUAAAAGCAGAA